AACAUGAAAUAACUGGUGAAACUGUCCCAUCUCUCACUGAAUCUCAUCUUGAAAAAAUGGGAAUUUGUACUGUAGGAGUGAGAGAGAAACUGCUAAUUUGUCUGCGCAAACUGGCACAAAGUCAGAGUUACACUGAAAUAGCAAAGGUUUUUAAUGAUCCAAUCCAUGGUCAUAUUGAAAUGCAUCCUCUUCUUGUUCGCAUCAUUGACACACCUCAAUUUCAGCGUCUACGAUAUAUUAAACAAUUGGGUGGCACUUACUAUGUUUUCCCAGGAGGAUCACACAAUCGCUUUGAACAUUCUCUUGGCGUUAGUCAUCUCGCAGGCCGUUUGGUGCAGGCGUUGCAAGAACGACAACCUGAACUGAAUAUUGAUCAGAGGGAUAUUCUCUGUGUUCAAAUUGCUGGACUUUGUCAUGACUUGGGUCAUGGACCAUUUUCACAUAUGUUUGAUGCAAGAUUCAUUCCACUUGCUCGCCCGGGAUUAAAAUGGAAGCAUGAGCUGGCUUCAGUUCAGAUGUUUGAAUACUUAAUUGAUUCCAAUAACUUAAAGCCAGACAUGGAAAAGUAUGGUCUCCAGCUUGAUGAAGACAUAGAUUUUAUCAAAGAACAGAUAGCAAGUCCUGUUGAGGAGAAAAUGGGAGACAAAGAGUGGCCCUAUUGUGGUCGUUCCAAAAACAAGAGUUUUCUUUACGAAAUAGUGGCUAACAAAACAAGUGGCAUUGAUGUUGAUAAAUGGGACUAUUUUGCCAGGGAUUGUCAUCAUCUUGGAAUUCAAAACAAUUUUGAUUAUGAGCGCUUCAUUAAAUUUGCUCGAGUGUGCCAAGUGAAAGAUAUGAUGCAUAUUUGUACCCGCGACAAGGAGGUUGGAAAUUUGUAUGACAUGUUCCACACACGAAACUGUCUGCACCGCAGAGCAUAUCAGCACAAAGUUAGCAACAUUAUUGAAACCAUGAUUACUGAUGCCUUUCUAAAGGCUGAUCCAUAUAUCAAAAUAAAGGGCUCAGGUGGAAAAAUGUUCCGGAUCUCUACAGCACUGGAAGACAUGGAAGCCUAUACCAAGCUGACAGAUGAAAUCUUUUUGAAGAUUCUACAUUCUGAUGAACCAGAGCUGAGUGAUGCACGCGAAAUUCUGUGUAAAAUACAGCAGCGCGAUCUCUUUAAAUGCUUGGGAGAAACACAGCCACCAGAGGGCAAGGAAAUUAAAAAGGAAGAUUAUGAUGGAUUGCGAGCUGAAAUUGUUAAUUCCAAACCUAAGACAAUCUCUGUAGAUGUGGAGCUGAAGGCUGAAGAUUUUAUUGUUGAUGUUAUUGAUAUGGAUUAUGGAAUGAAAAAAAGGAACCCUAUCAAUAGUGUUCGCUUUUACUGCAAGACUGACAUCACUCAGGCAGUUAAAAUUACAAGAGAACAAGUUUCACAGCUGCUCCCAGAAAAAUUUGCAGAGCAGAUCAUCAGAGUUUAUUGUAAAAAAAAGGAUGCAAAGAUAAUUGAGGCUGCUACAAAAUACUUUAUUCAGUGGUGUAUGGAUAAGGAUUUCACUAAACCACGGGAUGGUGAUGUGGUUGCUCCAGAACUUACUCCAAUGAAAAAAGGGUGGAAUAAGGAUGAUGAAAAUCAGGAUUCAAACAGGAACAGUAGUUGUAAAGUAAAACUUUUUUAAAUCUAAGUCGACGAGUUUGGGGCACGUAUCCAUUCAGAGGAUGUCGGAGAUCAUUCGUUUGGUUCUCUCAGCAACUGUUGCUACUUCUGUCCUAAUCCUAGGUGGAGCAAUACCAGCCAGAGGAUACAUUUUCUCAAUUGGUGUGGGUUUAGGGCAUCCUGUCACUGUGUGUACUGCUUCAUUGACAGUAAUGUCAACUAGCUUUGCAUAUGUGGAUGUACUCCAUUCUGGAGCAGCAUAUCCUGCUGCAGAAAUACCAGCAAACCAUCAACCGUGAAAUGAAUCAGUGAACAAACCCCAUAGUUUCAUAUAUAUUCUGAGUAAAUAUAUAAAAUAAACUUAAGAAGGGGGGGAGAUCUUGUGCUACUUGCUUGAAAUUCAUAUAUUUUCUAUAUGAAGGGAUUAUUCCAUAAUUCCUUAACUCUUUUAGAUCAUGACAGCUGGUGAAUGUAUGUUGAUUUAGAGCUAAAUAUUCAUUAGCACAAUAAAUAUUACAAUAUUUUAAAGUUA
Molecule: messenger RNA, 2168 nt
Organism: Thamnophis sirtalis
Lineage: Eukaryota; Metazoa; Chordata; Lepidosauria; Squamata; Natricidae
Source: RefSeq, a predicted model, not a curated record